GAAGUAUUAUGGUGAUUAGGUGUCCUGCUUGUAAACGUGCUCCUAUGGAAAGGAACGGGCAUCGGAUGGUCGUGGCCUCGAGUAAAUGUGACGGGCGGGACGCCUUUAGAGAAUCCUGAUCCCCCCCCCGGGGCACCCUGAAGCGCUCCCACCAGACAGGGGCAGAGUCCGGGCGUCGUGCUCUCCGCUCCCUUCGAGCGCCGCGUGCUUCCUCGCUCCUCCUCGCCGGCCAGUCGCCGUCUCCGGAGCAGCGAGCAGGAUGGUCGGAUUCAAGCCCACUGAUGUGCCCCCGACGGCCGCGGUGAAGUUCGUGGGGGCCGGGACGGCGGCCUGCAUCGCCGACCUCAUCACCUUCCCCCUGGACACGGCCAAAGUCAGGCUGCAGGUGCAAGGCGAGACCAAGGCAGCCGGGAGCAUGAAGACUGCCCAGUACAAGGGCGUCUUCGGCACCAUAGCCACCAUGGUGAAGACAGAGGGUCCCAGGAGCCUGUACAACGGGCUGGUGGCCGGGCUGCAGCGUCAGAUGAGCUUCGCCUCUGUCCGCAUCGGGCUGUACGACUCGGUCAAGCAGAUCUACACCAAGGGCGCAGAGCAUGCUGGCAUUGGCAGCAGGCUCCUGGCGGGAUGCACCACGGGGGCCAUGGCCGUGGCCGUGGCCCAGCCGACGGAUGUGGUGAAAGUGCGAUUCCAGGCCCAGGUCCGCACGGCGGGCGGCAGGCGGUACCAGGGCACCAUGGAUGCCUACAAGACCAUUGCCAGGGAAGAGGGGAUCCGAGGGCUGUGGAAAGGGACGUCCCCCAACGUGGCCCGCAACGCCAUCGUGAACUGCACCGAGCUGGUGACCUACGACCUGAUCAAGGACCUGCUGCUCCGGUCCAACCUCAUGACAGAUAACCUCCCGUGCCACUUCACCUCCGCGUUCGGGGCCGGCUUCUGCACCACGCUCAUCGCCUCCCCCGUCGACGUCGUGAAGACCCGAUACAUGAACUCUCCCCCGGGCCAGUACAGCAGCGCCGUGAGCUGUGCCCUCACCAUGCUCAGGACGGAGGGGCCGCUGGCCUGUUACAAGGGGUUCAUGCCCUCCUUCCUGCGCCUGGGCUCCUGGAACGUGGUGAUGUUCGUCACCUACGAGCAGCUGAAGCGCGCCAUGAUGGCUGCCCGUGGCUCCUGGGAAGCCCCGUUUUGACCCGGGCGCAGCUGAGACCUCAUCGCAGCCCCCCGCGGCGCUGCGCUCUCCCUGCCUCCCCCGCUGCCUCUGCUCCCCGGCUCCGAGCUCGUUGCGGCGCCUCUUCUACACCAAGCCUGACGACUCUGCCCUGCCAACAGGAGAAGGCUGGAGCGGGGCCUCUCGUCUGGUGUGGAAGAGAAGAGCAUCCUUGCCCUGGUGGGCUUGGGCGGGAGGUUUCCUUUACGGCGUUCCUGCAGCCGGCGCAUCCCACGGGGCAUCGAGUGCUGAUCUUGGCUGGGCCGAGCCCGGAGAUGUAGCGCGAGCAAAUGGGACUCAGCUUCCCAUUUCAAAGGCCGAUGCCUGCUUUGGUAACAGUCCAGGGGGGAGCCCCUUCCCUGCCAGGUCUGUCGUGCCAAUUGCUAAGUACCGUGCCAGCUUCUCCAGACCUGAGCGCCCAGCCUCUAAGCCCCUGAAUCCCCCGUGCGGUGAGGAGAGGCAUGCCUGGUUUGAUUCAAGGCUGCAGAUCUCCCUGGAGCUCUCAUCAGGCUUCAAGCAAGCGGCUUGUGGGGUCUGGAAGCCAGAAAUGAGUCCCCCAAGUCCACCCUGAAGUCUCUGUGUGCCCAGCAGGGCAAGAGGCUGCGGUGGGGCUCUGCAGAGCAGCCCGAGAUGGGGCGAGUCGGAUGCUGUGGAUGGGAAACGGCAGUGGUGGGGAGGGGCGGAGGGAUCACCAAGGAUUGGAAAGUACAAGCAAGUGUCUGGCAGACCAGCCAAGCCUCCGUUUCCUUGCGCGCUUCUGGGCAGCAAGGGUGCGGAGACGGCACCUGCCUUGCGUUGUGCGUCUUAAAAUAAAGUCGAAGGUUAGGAAGCGAGGUCGCGUCCCUCUGCAGAGGGACAUGCUCGGUCCCUUGCUCGGUCUUUGCAUCUGGCCAGACUCGUGAUUCACGGGCCCGGCUUGAGGCGCCUGAUUUCAAGUGGGGAGCCCUUCGGGGGGAGGGAGAUGGCCAGUGGUCGGGUGGUGACCCAUGGCACGCAGUGGCCGCUGUGACUAGCUCCAACAACCAGGCUGGGGCUUCGUCGGCUACGGGGCAGGGAGGAGGAUUUCCCCCAGUGCUGCUGUCCCUGACACUGGAGCGGCUGCCUGUUCCAGCUGCCGCGGCUCAUGAGGAUGGUGGGGGCUUGCUAGCGGCAUGCCCCAGGGACGGGCUCCCAUGCUCGGACUGGUCUUGAGUGGCCUGGAGCUGGUGAACACCAUCGCGGAGCAGGGCUGGGCCCAAUGCACCUAGGAGCACGGUCUGGUGGGCAAAGCCUGCUCCGCGGCUCACUUGAUGGUGAAGGCCUGCAGUCACCUGGAAGCCGCUAGGGAGGGGGAAGCCCUGUCCGUCCUGCUGCGUGGGGCAGCAUGUCUCUCCCAGAAAUCCCAGUUUGGACCCCGCAGGGCUCGUCCCAUCACAUUCCUGUUCAGCAGUCCCUGGUGCUCCACACCCUUACGUGGGGGGAUGCUCUCCAGGGGCUUUGCUCAGCUGGGGCUUCUGGCUUUGACCCCUAAAAGCUGGGCGAAGAGGCUUGCAGCCUGUUUUAAUCUCAAGGGGAAACGGGAGCUAAACUUCCACCCCUUUCUUUGGCGUCUCGGGGCGUUUGUGUCGAUGACGGUGGGAGGUUGCGCCGUUGUGGUAGGAGUUGGGUGCCUGCCAGCACCGGGGGGACCGCAUCCUGCUCCGUGGGCUGUUCUCCUUUGCAGGUGGGGGAAACUGAGGCAGGGCAUGGAAGUGAUUCCCUCAAUCCACCCUCCUCCCCCUGCAAGGCAAACUGGAUGUUUAGAGGAGCGAUCACGUGGAGUUCCCCCUGCACCAGCUCUCGGACCCUGUGUGAAGGUGACCCGGUCGGAGCCGCGUGGCCUGGUCCUAUGCAGCCGGCACCAGGAGCUGUACAAAUAGCUAAAAUUUUUGUAUUCAUGUUAUAAUAUACUUCGUGGACCAGGUCAAAUUAGCCAAAUUAGUUCCAAAUCAUAUGGAUGGAGCAGAUCUUAGUUGGCCCAAAAAACAUGUUGAUUAAGCAGGAUGUACAGCGCU
Molecule: messenger RNA, 3237 nt
Organism: Alligator sinensis (Chinese alligator)
Lineage: Eukaryota; Metazoa; Chordata; Crocodylia; Alligatoridae
Product: mitochondrial uncoupling protein 2
Exons: 7
Coding region: 260-1186 (308 amino acids)
Biological process (GO): response to cold; adaptive thermogenesis; mitochondrial transmembrane transport
Cellular component (GO): mitochondrial membrane
Molecular function (GO): oxidative phosphorylation uncoupler activity
Source: RefSeq, a predicted model, not a curated record